ACAAGUGUACCUUUGGGAAUAUUUUAGCCACGUUUACGAAGGUGUCGAAGUACCUGGGUGACAUUGUGUUAAUGGCACAGAAAUUGCUGACACGACCUGCCACGUGGACAAAAUUGCCUCGAACAUAGAAAAACGCCGCCUUCUCCUCCUCCCCCGUUUUACACCAGUUCACCAACUCCCAUACACAGGCGGCGUUCUGAAUCCUUUCGACGGCGGCGAUGGCGGCAGCGGCAGUGGCAGUGGCAGCGAAGCCAGUGAUGGUAAUCGGAGUCGACGACAGCGAAUGCGCAAUCGCCGCCCUGGAGUGGACACUGGACCAAUUCUUCUCUCAAACAGUCCGAUUACAUCCGUUCAAGCUCGUUGUCGUUCAUGUCAAACCGUCUCCCGAUGUCUUCGUCGGCGUCUCCGGACCAGGAAGAAUUGCAGGAUCGGUCGAAACCUACCAAGCUUUGGACGGUGAUUUGAAGAGGAAAGCUGCGAGAACUCUCAAAAUUGCCAGAGAAAUUUGUGCUGCAAAAUCGGUUUGUGAUGUCGAAUUUGAGGUUGAAGAAGGAGAUGCUAGGUAUGUACUGUGCGAGGCGGCGAAUAAGCAUCGGGCUUCGGUGCUCGUGGUAGGAAGCCGUGGCCAUGGAGCCAUCAAAAGGGCGUUAUUAGGGAGUGUGAGUGAUUAUUGCGCCCUUCGGGCUCCUUGCACGGUCAUGAUUGUGAAGAUCAACCACCCUACAAAAACAGGCUCUAAAUAACUCAAAAUCCACCUUGCUUCAACUUAUAUGUAUAUCAUUUUUGUAAAUAUUGUUUCUACCUUUUUACUUUUUGCUGGAUGAAUUACAAUAAGGUAUCUCACUCUCUUUUAAGUAGAUUCCAGUUUGUUUUUUUUUUUAAUCAACAGUGUGUGUAUAUUGUGUUUGUGUAAUGGAUAUAUAUCUUUGGCAUGUUUGU
Benincasa hispida (wax gourd) is the source of this 939-nucleotide messenger RNA. Its product is annotated as universal stress protein A-like protein. The record is from RefSeq and is a predicted model, not a curated record. NCBI's taxonomy places the organism in Eukaryota, Viridiplantae, Streptophyta, Magnoliopsida, Cucurbitales, Cucurbitaceae.